This is a messenger RNA of Chelonoidis abingdonii (Abingdon island giant tortoise), 2571 nucleotides long. The record is from RefSeq and is a predicted model, not a curated record. Lineage: Eukaryota; Metazoa; Chordata; Testudines; Testudinidae.
CCGGCCGGGGGAGGAGUCUGGGUCCCCCGUGGGUCGGUCGCUGGGAGCCGGGGCUCCAGCCCCAUGUGAGAGCGAGGGAGCGAGCCAGAGCCAGGGGCACCCGGGGAGCAGAAACCCCCUGGCAGAAGGAGAAGUCCGCGCUGGAAGGAGGGAGCCAGAAAUUCCCCGGGGGAGGAGUGCCGGGCAAGAGAUCCCUGGACAACCUCUGGGCGAGCGAGUGAGAGGUGCAGAGGGAGAAGUGGGCGCCGGAAAGGGGGAGCAAGAAAAGCCCUCGGGGAGGAGAGAAGUCCCAGCUGGAAGGAGAAUAUUCCUGGGCUAGCGAGCCCCGUGUAAACCGGAGCAGGGGAAGGAAGCAGGCGGCGAGAAGGAGGAAGCCGAGCGAGAUCAAACCGGUCUCGGGUUUCCAGGCUGCGCUCUCUCCCCUCCUCCGCCGGGAAGGGGAACGAGUAAACAAGGAGGGACAAGUGCUGAGAUUUCGCGAACAAGGGGCUGGAGCGGCUGGUUCCAGAGAGCUCGGACUGGACCGGUUCUGGAAGGAGUCUAGUGCCAGCUGCCGUCAGAACCAGAGUGCCAGGGGCAGAACUGGACCAAUUCUAGGAGACAUAAGCCCAGAAUUGGCGUGAGAGGGAACUGGACCUGCAUGUCUGGCGCCAGAAUCAGAGGCCCAAAAUCUGCCUGGUUCUAAGGGUACCAGAUAGAGAGUGUGAACAGAACAGUCCCAGUCCAGAACCAACUGGGUUCUAGAAGAUUCAGACUAAGACAAAACCAACCCAGUCCCAGGGAAUCCAGAACCAUCUGGGUUCUAGAGGAUCUGAACCUAGAACUGGUCCAGCUCCAGGGACACCAGAACCAGCUGGGUUCUAGGAGAUCUGAAUCCAGAACAACAGAGACAGAACCACCCUGGUUCUAGGGGAUCGAAGCCUAGAACCAAGAAGACAGAACCAGCUGGGUUCUAGGGAGCCAGAGCCCAGAACCAGAACAGGAGGGAGAUACACAGAACCACCCUGGUUCUAAAAGAUCUGAGUCCAGAACCAGCAGGACAAGACCAUUCUGGUUUUAGAAGAUCUGAGUCCAGACCUAGCCCAGUUCCCAGGCAUACGUGUCCAGUACAAGUGACUCCGAAGCGGCCCACUUCUAGGAACCAGCUGGCUCCAGAUCCACUCCGGAUCAGUGCCCAGUGUUCCCCAGCACCAUCUUUUCUGGACCUCUAACAUGGAGGAGGGUGCGCGGCGCCGGAGUGGUUCCGAGAAGGCCACAGAUGGCUCAGAGCAGCUGGCAGAGGGUGGCGUGGGCCUCAAGAAGGAGAUCGGGCUAGUGAGCGCCUGCGGCAUCAUCGUAGGUAACAUCAUUGGGUCGGGGAUCUUCGUGUCACCAAAGGGCGUGCUGGAGAACGCGGGCUCCGUGGGGCUGGCCCUGCUGGUGUGGAUCAUCACAGGGCUGAUCACGGCCGUGGGGGCGCUGUGCUACGCGGAGCUGGGUGUCACCAUCCCGAAGUCAGGCGGUGACUACUCCUACGUCAAGGACAUCUUUGGGGGGCUGGCUGGGUUCCUGCGGCUGUGGAUCGCGGUGCUGGUGAUCUACCCCACCAACCAGGCUGUCAUCGCCCUCACAUUCGCCAACUACGUGCUACAUCCCCUCUUCCCCACCUGCCUGGCGCCCGAGGGGGGGCUCCGCGUGCUGGCGGGGGUGUGUCUGCGUGAAGACUCCUCGCGCCUGCACAGCGCCCCCACCCCAGCCCCCCGACCCCCGCCCCCCACCCCCGCCAAGAGAGCCUACGUCACCACCGUGUCGCCCCACGAGCUGCUGGCCUCCAACACCGUGGCCCAGACGUUUGGGGAGAAGCUGCUGGGUGUCAUGGCCUGGAUCAUGCCCAUCUCCGUGGCCCUGUCCACCUUCGGGGGUGUCAACGGCUCCCUCUUCACCUCCUCCCGGCUAUUCUUCGCAGGAGCCCGUGAAGGCCACCUCCCCAGCCUGCUGGCCAUGAUCCACAUGCAGCGCUGCACCCCCAUCCCUGCCCUUCUCUUCACCUGCUUGUCCACACUGCUGAUGCUGGUGACGAGCGACAUUUACACCCUGAUCAACUAUGUGGGGUUCAUCAACUACCUGUUCUAUGGGGUGACUGUGGCUGGGCAGAUCGUCCUACGCUGGCGCCAGCCCCACAUGGCCCGGCCCAUCAAGGUGAGCCUGCCCCCUGCCCCUCUGCCCCGCCCCGAGCCCCACAUGGCCCGGCCCAUCAAGCUGAGCCCACCCCCUCACACCGUGCCCCGCCCCCAGCACCACAUGGCCCGGCCCAUCAAGUGGGGAGCGGAGGGAGGUGAAGGCGCGAGCGAGGGAGAGAAGCGAAGGCGCGAGCGAGUGGGGAAAGGAGGGAGAGAGGGGAAGGCGCGAGCGAGUGAGGAGAGAAGCGAAGGCACGAGUGGACGGAGAGACGCGAAGGAGCAAGCGAGGCGCGAGCGGAGGGGAAGAGGCGAAGGCGCGAGCGGAGGGGAAGAGGCGAAGGAGCGAGCGAGGCGCGAGCGAGGGAGAGAGAAGAGAAGGCGCGAGCGGACGGAGAGACGCGGAGAGACGUGA